AAUUAAAAGUAAAAGAAAAGAGAGCUUCGCCUGGCUCCAAUGGCUGCCCCAUUGCUUAAGCCCUAGAAAAAUCUCAAACCUCUCUCUCUGCUCUACUCUACUCAGCACUCGCUCGCUCAGUCGGCUAUUUCGCUCCUCCGUGUUGCUCGUCCUCUCGGGAUUGUUCGCUGCAAUCGACCCGCCGGCCCGUUUCUCCUUCCUUCCAGAGAGGGGGGAGAAAUGGAGGCGAAGCGGUUGAGCAACGGGCCAAUUGUGGCUUCGCCGGAUGGCAGCGGUCGCACGAGAUCUCCGCAACCUAGCUACAGCAGCAGAGCUGUUCGGGAAGCAUUGGAACACCUAGCUUCUGUUGAUUUGGUCGAUUUGUGCAAUGAGGCGAAGAUUGAGCGGUGCCGGGCAAUUAGAGACUUGAGAAGUUGUGGCCGCUAUGUACUUCAUGUUUUAAACUCCUGCAGUCAUGCAUCCUUGUGUGCAGAGUGUAGUCAACGUUGCGAUCAUUGUCCGAUCUGUAGAACCCAAAUACCCAAAAGUGGCAACAGACUUCGGCUUCGUCUGUACUAUGAGUGUAUCGAGGCUGGCCUUAUCUCGAAAAGAUGUGACGAGAGAUUUCAAGAAAGAGAAGAUGAGAACCAGCUGAACGCGGAUGUUCUACGUCUAUAUUCUUUGUUUGAUGUGGCAUUAGAGAAUAAUUUGACGUCUUUAAUAUGCCACUAUGUUACAGAUGUUUGUAUGGAUGAAAGUGCCGUAUCUAGUGAUCCUGUCACUGCAUUCUUGCUUGAUGAAGUGGUUGUAAAGGAUUGGUGCAAGAGAACAUUCAGUAACAUCGUGGCAGAGCUUCGAGGCAUUUAUAACCUUGAAUUGAAGGAUAUGAAAAGCAGGUUGAGUUUGCUUCUCAGUUAUUCUGUGCCACUGGCUGGCAUGUCUAAUGUACUAGAAGUUUUGGAGUCGUCGUUCAAGGGAAGUCUUUCCCCGCAGUUGCACGACUUGCACCAUCUUCAUGAGAGCAUAUCGAAGACAAAACAGCAUAUGGAGAUUAUGACGUGGUGCAUACGGCAUGAAUUUUUAGCAACUCUGGGGUCUCGGUAUGCUAAUUAUGAACAAUGGCGCAAGUUUUUCCGAGAGAGAAAAUCAGCUGCAAUAAAGCGUUCAUGGCCUGAUGUCAUGAAUCUCUCCACUGAAUCUGGUGGACAGGAAGGUUCCCUUUUCAUUGAAGAUGCUGUAGCAAAUCUCGAGAUAAUCGAGGAAGGUACGAAUGAAAUGGGAGAGGAGUCAGAGCUCUUUUCUUUGCAGAAAAGUGGAGGCUCCUUGUUCCUUAGGGCUAAGGUAGAAGGGUUAUCUGGAUGCUAUCCAUUUGAAAACCUUCGUGCUGCAGCUGACAUGUUAUUUUUAUAUGGAAGUUCUGAUUUGGUGGUUGCAAAGCGGGCAAUUUUUCUCUAUUACCUCUAUGAUCGUCACUGGACAUUACCUGAUGAACUCUGGAGAAACGUCGUAGAUGACUUUGCAGCAUCUUUUGGUGUAACCAGGCAUUUGCUGCUGGAGUCUCUAACAUUUUAUCUCUUGGACGAUCCCACAGAUGAAGCUUUGAAGGAAGCUUGUCACCUUCUUCCAGAGAUCUCAGGCCCAACAACUCAUCCUAAGAUUGCCCAAGUAUUGUUAGAGAGAGGAAUGCCAGAUACAGCCCUGAUGGUUUUACGUUGGUCUGGGCGCGAUGGUGGAUCACAGUUAAUCUCACUUCCUGAGGCCAUUACUGCAGUUCGAGUUAGGGUGGAGUGUGGGCUGCUGACUGAGGCAUUUACUUAUCAGAGAACGCUUUGUUCCAAAGUCAGGGAAAGGAAGCUUAAGUAUGAAGCUGCUGUUGAUCCUUCCAAUGCCAUUACAGGUGAAUGCAGGACUUGGGUGGAAUGGAUGGAAAUUUUAGUCACUGAAAUAUGUUGCCUUUCCAUUAGGAGAAAGCUUGUAGAUCGAAUGAUAGAGUUGCCUUGGAACUCUGACGAGGAGAAGUAUCUUCACAAGUGUCUAAUGGAUUAUGCAACCGAUGACCCUUCAAGUAUCAUUGGAAAUCUUCUCGUUGUUUUCUAUCUCCAGCGACACAGGUAUUCUGAGGCAUACCAAGUUGAUUGUGAGCUGCAGCGCCUGGAGCAGGAAUUUGCAUUGGCCACUUCAGCUAGUCAAGACGUGUUAUCUAGAAUGCAAGUAGCUAGUCACUGGAGAAAAGAGCUAGUGGAGAAGUGUAUAGAGUUGUUGCCAGAGGUGCAGCAGCAACAAAUAAAGAGUGAAAAGUUGCCCGACAUUGCCGUCACCUGUGAAGAUGCUCAUAUGCCUGAAGAAUGUGAUCUUCGGCUUGAACAUAGGCCUAUUCCUUACAGUUCUUCAAUUCCUUUAGCUGUGGAUUCUUCUGUUAUCUUAAAUGAGGUGAUGACGCCUUCCUCAAAACAAUCUGAUUUGGUGAAUCCUAUCAAACUACCUGUAUCCAGUGCCAAGUUUGCAGUUGGACUUGGUAACACUGACUGGGCUUCAGUUUCCGGAGAGUCAUUGCUUUUGAAUACAGAAAGAGGCUCAAAGCUUCUUGGCAGAAGUUUAAAAAAUGAUCCAUCAACAUCUGGAGCUUUUGAUUUCAAACCUGCCUCACCAUUGCAAAGGUUUCCUAGAGGUUCACCCAAGUUUCGUCAGAAGAGUUGGCCCCAGGGCAAUUUGUCUCAUCAUAUUUUCUCAGUGGUAGAACCAAAUGGAUUCAGCGACGAAGUCCAGAGAAGUAGUCAUUUACACUCUCAAUCACCAAUGGCGAAUUCUCGGUCUUCACCUGCUAGCCACCGCGGUCUAUUGAGAAGUUCUAAGCAGGACCUUCACAAAACAGUAUCUGGCAAAAGGGUCCAUUCAGAGGCCGAUGGCGUGCCUUGGAAUGCUGUUUCUUCAGAUGAUCUAAUGGACAUCUCUUGGAGCAGUGGUGAGAAAUCUUUGGCGGUCGAGGAUGAGAAUCAAGCUCGAGCACUGAGAUGGAGAUCCGAUGAAACUAGUGAUGAAGAAGAGGAGCCACAUCAGCAGAGAUUUGUGGGGACAACUCCUUACCGAUCUCCCGUUACUGCAAUUCGAAGAAGCAGAUUUGCCAGGAGAUGAUGAUUGCAUGGAUUCAUUUUGCAUUGAGCUCCCUUGUUACUUGCGAUUGAUCUUCCUGUUUGGAAGCGGGACAAAUAUAAAACAGCUGUAACUUUUGCCUGAAGUGGGUUCAUGCCAAACUUUUGCAGCUUCGACUUGGUGAAGGAGCUGCUAUUAUGUAUGUCCUUAUGUAUAAUUCCCCCGGAGUCUCCUGCGUGGAGUUCUCGAUCGGGGAACGAGCUUGAGCAGUUGCCGUGUUCUUACAUCUUCAGAGUGACUCAUGGCACAUAGCAUUUUAUGUCAGUCUCGGCAAAAUUUUUGUGAACCUGUAACCGGAUCUGAGUGCCUUGAGAUCAUUUUGAUUAAGAGAUUUUGAGCGUCUAGGCAAAGCAGA
Rhodamnia argentea is the source of this 3484-nucleotide messenger RNA. Its product is annotated as E3 ubiquitin-protein ligase HOS1. Gene Ontology annotation, biological process: protein ubiquitination. The coding region runs from base 220 to 3111 and encodes 963 amino acids. Gene Ontology annotation, molecular function: ubiquitin-protein transferase activity. The transcript has 10 exons. The record is from RefSeq and is a predicted model, not a curated record. NCBI's taxonomy places the organism in Eukaryota, Viridiplantae, Streptophyta, Magnoliopsida, Myrtales, Myrtaceae.